CCAGCGAAGAUGAUAGUGCAUUUCAUGCAUGUCAUGUGUAUGGAGCGGCUUCUUUGAGAAGUUACUGAAAUUUGUACUCAGAAUCAAGCUCCUAUUCCCAAAUCCUAAAGAAGAGAGUCCUUCAUUCAAGAGAAGUACUAGCCACUUAAUAGUAGUACCUUUGAAUCCACCUCGCACAGCACAUCAAUCAAAUUCAAGAUGAGUAUUAUGUCAUAUAAUGGCUCUGCCGUUCUGGCAAUGAUCGGCAAAGACUGUGUCGCUAUAGCAGCUGAUAGACGUUUUGGAAUCCAAGCACAAACUGUUUCUAUGGACUGCCAGAAGCUGUUUGAAAUGGGUCCCAGGCUGUACGUUGGUCUUUCUGGUCUUGCCACAGAUGUACAGACAGUUGCUAAUCGUCUGAAAUUUCGUCUCAACCUGUACUGUCUGAGGGAAAACAGAGAUAUCAAGCCCAAGACAUUUAUGAAUAUGGUGUCAAACUUACUCUACGAGAGAAGAUUUGGACCAUACUUCACAGAACCAGUUAUUGCAGGACUUGAUCCUAAAACCAGUGAGCCAUUCAUUUGUAAUCUAGAUCUGAUUGGUUGUCCAAUGUUUACUGAUGACUUUGUAGUAGCUGGAACAUGUACAGAACAACUUUAUGGCAUGUGUGAAUCUCUCUGGGUGCCCAAUCUGGAGCCUGAUGACCUUUUUGAGACAGCUUCUCAAGCAUUACUAAAUGCUGUAGAUAGAGAUGCAGUAUCUGGUUGGGGAGCUGUGGUCCACAUCAUUGAGAAAGACAAAAUCACCACAAGGACGGUGAAAGGAAGGAUGGACUGAUCUCAAACGAACCCAAAAUACUGUACAGUAUGUGAUGACUUGUGUAAACCCCAAUUGAUGAAAUAGAACGAUCCAGUAGGCUCUGCCCACGAUGCACAUGGGAGCAAGUACACGUUGGGCUCAAUGCCUUUCUGCACAACCUUAUUUGUCAGACCUUCAUUGCGGUGUGUUUGGUCAAUAUGCAAUGGGGCGGAGCUUAAUGGAUCGGUCUAUUGUCAUCACUGGUGAAUGGGUCCUGGAAUUGAGCUACUUCAUAAUCACUUCAACCAAUGGACCCUCAUGAAAUAUGUAAUCAUGAAAUUGCAAAUAGCCCAUGAGAACUAACAUUUUGGUUUGCAAAACUGAGGGGACAUCGCACUGUUUUGUACAUGGCUAAUGGCCUGCGAUACGAGACAGGAUUGUGAGUCUGCUUAAAGCACAACUCUGGCGUUUGCCAACCAGUAGGGUAUGUGUGCAUGCAUGAAUGUAAUUAGCAUUUUUCAUGAAAAGGGUCCAUUGGACUGGAACUACAUAUAGAUAUCACUAGCAAGCACAUCAAAAAUGGCCAAAAAUUGUUACCAUCUAAAAACUUACACAUUUAAAUAAAAUGUACUUCGGAUGUUGCUAGCGUUUGGACUGACAGUUUUUAUAUUAUUUGGAUACUCUUGUGAAAUGUGCUAGGGUCUAUUUUAUGACAAAGACACAAACCAUUGUUGCAAAAAGAUGCAAAGUCAUUUCUGUAUAUGGUGAUAUAUUAUACAUAUUUCAUUAAUCUGUCUCAUUGUGAGUUUUCUUGAAUUGGCAAUAGUAAUCACUUUACUGCAAAGUUUUAAGUUCUUUUAAUUAAAUACUUUCAGAUAAUAGACCUUUGUCACGGUGUGGUCAUCUUGAUUUUACUCCAUUUCAACUCAAUGUAACCAAACUAAGGCUGAACAAAAUAAUAGUCUGGUGCCACGCGCAAUGAAUGUUAGCAUCCAUUACGGUUAUUGGAAACAGGGAACAUUCCCAAGAUGGUGACACGUGAUAAAAGUCUGUUGAGCCUGUUUGCAGCUCUUCAUGUUAUGAUAAUUAGCUUACACUUGAGCUUUUAUACAUAUAGAAAAUGCUGGUUAUGCUGCUGGCUUUACCAGUGUUUGCCUCAGUGAGUAGAAGUUUUGUUCAACUUACAAACAUAACGUCCCAACAUUGUGUUUUAUAAAAAGAAUAGGAUUCGUUACAUUGCAUG
This is a messenger RNA of Asterias rubens (European starfish), 2020 nucleotides long. RefSeq names its product proteasome subunit beta type-3-like. The record is from RefSeq and is a predicted model, not a curated record. The transcript has 6 exons. Gene Ontology annotation, cellular component: proteasome core complex, beta-subunit complex; proteasome core complex. Bases 199 to 816 code for a protein of 205 amino acids. Gene Ontology annotation, biological process: proteasome-mediated ubiquitin-dependent protein catabolic process. Lineage: Eukaryota; Metazoa; Echinodermata; Asteroidea; Forcipulatida; Asteriidae.